AUUAUUCAAGUGGCAUCUUGCUGAAAAAAAUUCGUAUUUGAAAUAAGUAUACGAUACUUGAUAAAUGUGAGUUAAUUUAAUAAAUGGUGAAUAAUUUGUAAUCAAUUGAAUAAAAAAACGUAAAAAAUGUUGGUAUUAUUCGAAACUCCAGCAGGUUUUGCUAUAUUUAAGCUACUGGAUGAGAAGAAACUUACAGAGGCAAAUUUAUACCAAGAUUUUGAGAGUCCUGAAGCUGCUAGUCGAAUUUUAAAAUUGAAACAUUUUGAAAAGUUUGCUGAUACUACCGAAGCUCUAGCUGCAACAACAGCCGCAGUAGAAGGAAAAAUAUCAAAACCAUUGAAAAAAGUAUUAAAAAAACAUGUAUGCCCUGAAAUACAAGAACAGCUUUUAGUAGCCGACGCUAAACUUGGUUCAGCAAUCAAAGAAAAGUUUAGCUUACAAUGUGUGUCAAACACAUCCGUACAAGAAUUAAUGCGAUGCAUUCGUUGCCAAAUGGAUAAUCUAUUAGCUGGAUUACCCAAAAAAGAGAUGACUGCAAUGGCACUUGGUUUAGCGCAUUCGUUAUCCAGGUAUAAAUUGAAAUUUUCACCAGAUAAAAUUGAUACAAUGAUUGUUCAAGCAGUAUGCCUUCUCGAUGAUCUUGAUAAAGAGUUAAAUAAUUAUAUAAUGCGUUGUCGUGAAUGGUACGGCUGGCAUUUUCCUGAAUUAGGAAAGAUUGUUACUGAUAAUAUUGCAUUUGUAAAAUUAGUUAAGUGUAUUCGAACGAGAGAAAAUACAUCAACUGCAGAUUUAUCCGAUAUUUUACCAGAAGAUAUUGAUGAAAAAGUUAAAGAAGCUGCUGAAAUUUCAAUGGGAACAGAAAUAUCUGAAGAUGAUAUCACAAAUAUUGUACAAUUAUGUGAUCAAGUUAUUGAAAUAUCUGAAUAUCGUGCGCAAUUAUAUGAAUAUUUACGAUCAAGAAUGAUGGCUAUGGCACCAAAUUUAACUGUUCUUGUUGGUGAUCUAGUUGGCGCAAGACUUAUUUCACAAGCUGGUUCAUUAAUUAAUUUAGCAAAACAUCCUGCAUCAACGUUGCAAAUAUUGGGUGCAGAAAAAGCAUUGUUUAGAGCUUUGAAAACUAAAAAAGAUACACCAAAAUAUGGUUUAAUUUAUCAUUCAACUUUAGUUGGGCAAGCCAGUACCAAAAAUAAAGGAAAAAUGUCUCGAAUGCUGGCAGCAAAAGCAUCUUUGGCAACUAGAGUGGAUGCUUUGGGUGAAGAUGUAAGUUUUGAUUUGGGAGCAGAACACAAAGCUAAACUUGAAGCACGUCUUAAAAUUCUUGAAGAAGGAAAUUUAAGAAGGCUUAGUGGUACUGGUAAAGCCAAAUCCAAAUUCGAAAAAUAUCAUGGAAAGAGUGAAAUAAUGCAAUAUCCAGCUGCUGCAGAUUCAACUUUACCAUCAGGUUCGAAACGAUCAUUCUCUGAAACAUUCGAAGAGAAACCAAAAAUAGAGGAUAUUUCACAAGCGAGUACAAGCGAUACACCAAAGAAGAAAAAGAAGAAAAUUAAAGGUGAAAAAAUGGAAGAAGUUGAAACACAAUUAGAAAAUAUUAAAAUUGAACCAGAGGAAGAAAGUCCAAAAAAGAAAAAGAAGAAGAAGAAACAUUCCGAAAGUGAGGAACAAUCUGAACAAUCAAUGAGCGAAGUUAAAGAAGAAUCAACAAUUGAAGUUAAAAGUGAGAAAAAGAAAAAGAAACAAAGGUCAGAAAGUGAAUCACAGCCAGAAGCUGAAAUCGAACCAGCAUCUGAAGAACCAACUUCUGAGAAAAAGAAAAAAAAGAAGAAAAAAAGUAAAUCUGAAGAUGAAUAAUUAUAAGAAAUAGGAUAUUGUUUCUAUUAGGAAUAUAACGUAUGCAUAAUCGAUGAUUAAUCCGGCCACACAUUAUCAGAAAUUUUUAUAAUAAAUAUAAUUCUUGACUCCCUUUCGUUAAAAUACUUCUUUCUAGCACAUCUAGAAGUGCCUUAAAAUUUGUAUCUGUCAGUGAGAGAGAGUCAAUCACCGAGCUAUACUUAGGGUUAUUUAUUCUAUAGAUUUGUCUUUAGAACUCUGAACCUUUACUGACAAAUGUAUGUAAAAUACUUAUCCAGUCAAAUUAGUCCAUAAAAUAUAAGUAAGGUUAUAAAAAUUUCCAUAGAGCUAAAAAUUGGUAUGAAAGUUCAGAAUACUAUUAUGAAUGAAUUGUGAAAAGUCCCCAUAAAUCCCCCUUGUGCAAAAAAUUCUAUUGAGGGGGGAAGUUUGCAAAAAUAGGUUUUUAGCUUUUUUCAGCAAAACAAUUCGUUUCACAGCAAAAAUAGUUUAGACAAAAAUUGUAGAUAAUCCGAUUCUCUUCCAAAAGUGAACAUUCAUACCAAUUUUUAGCUCUAUG
Messenger RNA from Chrysoperla carnea, 2404 nucleotides. RefSeq names its product nucleolar protein 58 (gene nop5). Bases 127 to 1848 code for a protein of 573 amino acids. NCBI's taxonomy places the organism in Eukaryota, Metazoa, Arthropoda, Insecta, Neuroptera, Chrysopidae. The transcript is spliced from 5 exons. The record is from RefSeq and is a predicted model, not a curated record. Gene Ontology annotation, molecular function: snoRNA binding. Gene Ontology annotation, cellular component: box C/D methylation guide snoRNP complex; small-subunit processome.